Calliphora vicina (urban bluebottle blowfly) is the source of this 4535-nucleotide messenger RNA. It is a transcript of the gene Capr, whose product is annotated as Caprin. NCBI's taxonomy places the organism in Eukaryota, Metazoa, Arthropoda, Insecta, Diptera, Calliphoridae. The coding region runs from base 114 to 3656 and encodes 1180 amino acids. Gene Ontology annotation, molecular function: RNA binding. The transcript has 4 exons. The record is from RefSeq and is a predicted model, not a curated record. Gene Ontology annotation, cellular component: cytoplasm.
AAAAAAAUAUAUAGAAGAAAAGAAAAAAAUUGUGUGCAAAAAAAAAAAACAACAUACACGCUCAUUUUGUCUGUGCUGUGCUUCAUUCCUGUUUCAGUUUUUAUCCGUGGAGGAUGCCUUCUGCUUCAAAUAAUAACCAAUCAAAUACUAAACUAGUGAAACAAACCUCCGUGAAUUCGGUAAAUUCUGGAGGUGCAAGUGGAACUAGUGGUGGUAAUAAAGGUAUUAGUAACAAGAAAAUAACGGAAAAUACAAUAAAAUCCAACAACACGAACGCUACUACCACCAAUAACAAUGAGACGACAUCAAGCAUAAAAACUGCUAAAGAAAAUACCAACAAUGUGGUCGCUGCUGCCCAGCAGCAGCAGAAUAGCAAGAAUUGGGAAACUUCUUCGGCGGCUGGAAAUGCUCCAACAUCAGCAAAUGCCAAUAAGGAUGCUGGCAAUGAUGCCCUGAAUCCCAUGAAAUUGACUUUUACCACAAUUGAGCAUAAAAUACGCAAUUUGGAAAAACGCAAGACAAAAUUGGAGGGAUAUCGCGCCAUACAAGCUUCUGGCAAAGAAUUAAGUGCAGACCAAAAGUCUGCUGUGGCCAAAUAUGAUGCGGUCAUGGCAACUUUAGAAUUUGCCCGCGAUUUGGUUAAACAAAUGCAACAAUUUACCAAGGAUGCAGAAAAAGAACAAAAGAAGCAGGCCCGCAAGGAAUUAAUUGCCAAAGCCCAGGCUGAGACCAUCAAAAUACGUGAAGUUUUGAUAAUACAAAAUAUUUUGUCUUGUUUCACUGAUGAAGCGGUACGCACUGACUUUUUGUCAGGAGAAAAUGGUGCUGCCAAAUUGGAAGCCAAUGAAUUGGAUAUUUUAGAAAAAUUCUGUUUGGAUGUGCAAACCAGACGCCCUGAAACUUCGGAGGAUGUUCCUUUUGCCACCUCAGCUCAAAAGGCAGCCGAAAUCUUUUCCAUGACCAUUGAUGCUCGUCCUAAACAGUAUGGUGAGACUACGUAUGAAAAUGUUAAGCGAGUUUUCCAUCGUAUACAAGAAUCUGACUAUUUGGAUAAAAUCUAUUUAACUGAUGUUCCGGAGCCAGAGUUGAAAAAUCUCGAUGAUGAUUUGGAUCAGGAGACUGUGGCUAAUAAUGAGGAAGUGCCCGUGCCGGAAAUGAAUAAUCAGGAGCAGGAUUUAAAUGCGGUGGAAGAGGGCAUGGAUACUAUGAAUAUUGACGGUGGAAAUAUGACUCAAUCUGUACAUGAAACUCCCCUGGUAGAGAAUGUAGCAAUAAUGGGCCAACAACAUCAGGGUAUUAUGAAAGAGCACUUGGAUUUACAGCAGCAGCAGCAACAAGUGGUUUUAGCAAAUAUGCCUCCUCAAGCUGUACAAUCUGUAAUGAACGCCCCCAUGGCACCACCAGCAACUGCAGUUCCCUCGUUCCAACCAACUGCACCAGCUGCUCAUUCGGGAGCCACCACCCCUGUUCAUGUGGCCAUGUAUCACCCCUCUAUGCAACAGCCAACGCCACAGCAUCUACAACAGAUGCCAAAUGCAGCUGCUUUAAUGGGAGGCGUGCCCGCAAAUGUUACUGGUCAAAUGAUGCCCGGUCUAGCUGCUCAACAACAGGCAGGAGCUCAAAAUGUGGCACAACCCUCCUCUGUUCAGGUCAAUCAACAACAGCAACAACAACAUCAAAUGCUCAACAGUCCCGCAACACAGCCAGGUGUAGUUAGCGGACCCAUUGCUAUGCAUAAUGCGAAUCCCCAACAGCAACCUCCUCCACCCGGACACUUCAAUCCCACACCCGUACAUGCUGUAGAGCAAAAUUUCUUUAAACAUCAACCGCCUCAUCCCCAGCAACAACCGCCUCACCCCCAACAACAGCCCCCUCAACAACAACAACAACAGCAGCAACAACAAUAUUUGCAUCAAAUGAGACCCUUGGCCGAAGUUAUUGGCAGUGGUAACUUCUAUUUCCUGCAGGACAGUGAAUUAGACUCUCCCGACCUAAAUAAUCAAGGCGUACAAGGUGUUCCCCAAAAUACUAUAGUAUUCGAGCAGCAACAGCCUCAAGUGCAGCAGCAAAACAAAACCACACAAAAUUUAAUGCAAGAGCAACAAAAUGCUGCAGCCACACCAAGUCAGCAGCAAAUCAACCAGCAACUUCCUCCUACUCAGCAACAACAACAAACAUCUACACAAACUCCCAUACAAACUCAAACAUUCACAAAUCAAUCAUUCCCACAAAUGCCACCGCCACAGCAACAAGCUCCACCAAAUGCUGGCCUAAUGCAGAGCCAAACACCCAGUCCUUUAUUCCAGCAGCAACCACAACAAAAGGGCAACAAUCAACAAUUGUUUUCACCAGUACAAACACAAAAUAUGGCCACACCUCAACACCAGCAGCAGCAGUUAAUGGCUGAAGCUCUACAACAGCAGCAGCAACAACAGCAGCCUGGCUCCAUAAUGAUGAUGAACCGUUUGACUGGCACUGGUGCUCCCACUACCCCUCUAAUGCAACAGCAGCAACAAGGACUCUUACAACAGCAGCAAUUAACUCCACAAAAUCAAAAUUUGGUAGGAGCAAUGCCACCACAACAAUUACCACCCAACGCCAACAACCCAGACAUGAGUCAAACUCCUAAAAAUGCUGGUUUUCCCUUCGAGAAUCCCGUUGUGGCUGGUAUUAGUUACGAACAACAAAUGCAAAAUAAACUCAAUGCAGAAAAAGUAUUGAAUGCGUUGCAAGAAGCCAACGCUAAUGCCACGCAUCAUCUACACAAAAAUGAUUUGAUUAAUGAAUGGGAUGAGGCUGUCUUAAAGGGUACCAGCAAUUCAUCUGCAGCAGCCACAAACCAGCAGCAAGAAUUUAAACCUUCUGCAGCCGCACACCAGGUGGUAGCAGAGUCCUCAGCCAACAAAUGGAGUGCCGAAGUAAAUGCCAAUUCACCCAUUACCGUACAGCAGACGCAGGCACGUAAAAAUGAAUGGACUGCUACAGCUAAUAGUAGCGGCACUACUAAUGCCAACACUGUAGCGGCAGCGGAAUCAAGCGGUGCGGGUUUUGUCAGUGAAAAUCGCACAGAAUCGAAUCAUUGGCAUUCUCAGGAUUCGGGCAGUUACGGCAGAGGAUCGUCGGGCGGCAAUCGUGGCCAGGGAGGAGGUGCUAACACGGGCGGAUAUCAACGACAGCGCAAUGAUGAUCGCCGUGACGAUAGACGUCCUGCCGGUGGUAGCGGCGGCUAUAGAGGUCGCUCCAAUUAUGGCUCUGGCAAUCCCCCACAAAAUGGCCAAUCACGCGGCGGUGGUGGUGGUAAUGGUGGAAGUGGUAUUUACUUCCGCAAUAAUGAAAACACCAGCAACAACUCUUACUACCAAAAUGGAAGUGGUGGUGGUGGUGGCGGCGGCGGUGGCAGUAAUGUGUAUUCCAAUAAAGAUUCACGUUAUGAUUCUCGCGGCGGUGGUGGUGGUAACUAUAGGGGACCCCGCGGCGGUUCCGACAACUCUGCCAAUCCCCGCAGCAAUGGUCCUCCUCCACGUCAUAUGGGCAAUCGUACCAGUGGUGGUGGCGGCGGCGGCAACUCCAAUGCAAACAACACAAACUCGAAUUCUUAUAUGAACUCACGGCAGUCAGCUAAUCGUAUGCCCCUGGGUAUAGAAAACAAAAACUAAAACCCAAAUUAAACUCGUAACAAAACAACUCUCCCUCUACCAACUACAACAACAAAUUAUAUAAAAAAAAACACCCCAACAAAAAAUACAUUACAAAGUAUAAAAUAUGUAGAAUUAAAAACCAGAAAUUAAAGAAUUUUUAAACCUAAAAAUUCAUUAUUAUUUAGAAAAAAUCAAAGCAAACAAAAAAUCAAGUAGUGUAUAACCAAAAAAUAACAAAACUUUUCCUCCUUUUAAACAAUUUUUCCUUACAAAUCAACACUUAAAGGGAAGAUAAAAUACGGAAAAAAGGAAUCUUUCAAAUAUUCCCACAAUUUAAAAAAAAAAAACAUUGAAAAAUUAUACUUAUUGAAGCAGAAGGCAGAAAAACCUCUUUUAUUUUUUUCAACACUUGAUUAUUAUUAUUAAAAACAAUAACAAAAUCCACAACAACAAUUUAUUGUAUUUAAUCUUUAAAAGCAAACAAAACAACAUAUGAAUAAUUAUUUAACUAAAAAACAUAAUGAAUAUUAUUAUUAUUAUUUAAAAUACAACAAAAACAAAUGAUAUACUUAUAUAUUUAAACAAAAAAAAAAAACAAAUAUUUAAAAUAAAUACAACAUACCUUUAAACAACAACAAAAUAAUCAUACAAAAAUCAAGCUAAAUGAUGAAGAGAAGCAAACAAAAAAAAUGGAAGAAAUGAAAAUAAAUAUAUUAUUAUUAAUUAAUUUCAUUAUAUUACAGCAACACACAAGAUAAGAAGAUGAAAAACAAAAAAAGAAAGAAAGAAAUACAAAAAAAAACAAGGAAAUAUACUUAUUUAUGUUCAUUUUAUUAAUAUAAUUUUUAAUAAAUUUAAAAAAUCUACAUAAAAAAUUGAAAAUUUAAAAAAAGGAAA